ACUGAUUGCAUCAUUUGGCCUCAAACCAGUGAGGAGAACGUUUCAAUUUGCAUAGAAGAUACGAGAGGAAAAUGUCAGACUAUUCCGGCAGCGACUACAAUGGCAACUCCCAGAGGAGGGAGAAAUCCGUGAGCUAUGCCCUCUACCUCCACCGAAGGGAGUUGGGGCGUCCCAGGCGCAAGAUGAUGCGAAUCGCUAGCACCAAGUUGCAGCUGACAAACGAGCUCAUCCAGCUGCAGCAGCGUCGCCAAUGGGAGACGGCCUUUGACCUCGAGUUCGACGCGGAGGCCAGUUCCCAGCAGAUGAGUGCACUCGAUAGGGAACGGGAAUAUCGGGACAGAUUGCGAACCAAUAUGCAGCGGCAACUCGAGAAGCAGCAGAAACGCAAGCGAAAGUAUCUCCAGGAAAUCGGCAAACUAUAGUACGAGCAUAUUGCGGAAGGCAAUAAUUAAUUAAUUAAUUGAGCGCCAUAUUAAGUAAUUUAAAGAGUAUGAUAACUCUUAUUGACAAACUAGAAAAUCAAGAUUUUCAAGCUAUAGGUUUAAUCUUUCUGACAAUUAUGAAUUUUACACUCAGGAAAGCAGUAACAUAAAAUAAGGAACUCAGAAAUAGAUUUUGUGAUAUCAUCUUUUACAAAUAUUAUUUAGUUUUACGGCAGUACAGCCUUAUAUGAAUUAUUAUAUAAA
Molecule: messenger RNA, 686 nt
Organism: Drosophila mauritiana
Lineage: Eukaryota; Metazoa; Arthropoda; Insecta; Diptera; Drosophilidae
Exons: 1
Coding region: 72-422 (116 amino acids)
Source: RefSeq, a predicted model, not a curated record